AACAGCAAUUCAAAUACUAAAGAUGAAGAUAUUUUUAAAAAUGAAAUUAUGGAAUUUUUUAAUCAUAGAUUAUAUUUAGAAAAUAUUGAAGUUGAAGAAUUUGAAUACUUUUCUGGAAAUUCAUAG
Molecule: messenger RNA, 126 nt
Organism: Funneliformis caledonium
Lineage: Eukaryota; Fungi; Glomeromycota; Glomeromycetes; Glomerales; Glomeraceae
Source: the annotation of a GenBank genome assembly